GGUUACACUCCUAUUGACAUGAUUCGGGUGGCCGAGGAAUUCUAUCUGUCCUUGAACUUGAGCGCAAUGCCGCCAGAAUUCUGGGCCGGAAGCAUAAUCGCCGAUCCUGGCGACCGCUCAUUAAUUUGUCAGGCGUCUGCAUGGGAUUUUUGUAAUCGCAUAGAUUACAGGAUCAAAAUGUGUACAAAAGUGACGAUGAAGGAUUUGAUAACUUUGCAUCACGAAAUGGCACACAUUCAGUACUUCUUGAGGUACAGUGGUCUACCUCGAGAAUUUCGUGACGGCGCUAAUCCAG
Trachymyrmex septentrionalis is the source of this 295-nucleotide messenger RNA. RefSeq names its product angiotensin-converting enzyme-like. Gene Ontology annotation, biological process: proteolysis. The record is from RefSeq and is a predicted model, not a curated record. Gene Ontology annotation, cellular component: plasma membrane. The transcript is spliced from 2 exons. The annotation marks the transcript as partial. Gene Ontology annotation, molecular function: peptidyl-dipeptidase activity; metallopeptidase activity. Lineage: Eukaryota; Metazoa; Arthropoda; Insecta; Hymenoptera; Formicidae.